UUUGAGUUGGUUGCGUCAAGCUUGAAGCUGACAGGAUGCUGAGAUCAGAGGGCGAAUUCCAACCUUGCUGCCUUGAUUGAGGACAUCAUUUGAUCAGAAUACUGUCACUUUAGUGCAUGUUGGCCUUGCUGGUAAAGGAGGAAUUGCUUUAUGAGCUCGUAUGCGCUUGUUAGCGUGAACAUUUCUGUCUUUUGAAUGAAUAUUGCCUGGCUAAAAGCAAACCUGCGCUGUGGACACAAAAGCUCUUACAUUGCGAGUUGAUGCAGUGCUUGCUGAGGAUCAGCGAGGCUGUGGGAGAUCCUUUCAAGUAAUUCGGCGAAUCCGAUGUCCAAAGAUAACCACUUCUCUCCCGGUCUGUCCGGUGCGUAAAAGCGGGCACGGUGUCUCUCUAAACUCCACUCUGAGAGCAUUUAUCGGAAUGAAAACGAAAAUAUGCUUUUUGCGAUUUUGCUGAAUUUGACAAGGGGAUUAUCUACGGUACGGCUGCUACCUGCUUACUUGCCUGCCUAUUUGGGUCACUUGCUUAGCUCCAACGCGUUUUUAUUAGGCUACAGAUUCCUGGCCUGUUGAAUUCAUCGUUAUCCUUCCUUCAUGUCGCAUUGGAAUAACUUAAUCUAUCAUGGAUUUGAUUUUCUUUACAAAGUCACCGUUUAGGCUCGGUUUAGACAUCCUAUAGACACUUUAGAGUGCAAUCGAACCCACGUAGAAGCGCAACACCAAGAGGGGAACAUGGACAGAAAUGCUCCAGACGGACCGUUGCUGGAUGACUUGAGCAAACUCACGGACGAGGAGCUCUCUAGGCUCGGAAAAGAUGAGCUCAUCAGGAAGCUACGGAGAACGGAUAACGAGAAAAUGAACUUAAUGGUGGAGCACGGGAACAUGAUGAAAGACGUGAACCGGAGACUACAGGUCCACCUUCACGAGAUCCGCAGCCUCAAGGAGAUCAACCAGAAGCUGCAGGACGACAACCACGAGCUCCGGGAGCUCUGCUGUUUCCUGGACGACGACAGGCAGAAGGGCAAGACGCUUUCUCGGGAGUGGCAACACUUCGGCCGCUACACCGCUGGAUCGAUGUGGAAGGAUGUCGGGGUGUACCAUCAGAAGCUGAAGGAUCUGGAAGCCAACCAGGGCUCUGUGAUGCGGGAGAACCUGGAACUGAAGGAGAUCAUUCUGAUGUUGGAGGAGGAGAGGAACGGAGCCGGGUCACGGAGCUCUAUAGACUCCCAGUCCAGCCUGACCAACCUGAACGGGGGCACCAGAACCAUUAGGGACGUCGGGGACGGGAGUAGUACCUCCAGCACUGGCAGUGCCGGUAGUCCUGACCACAACCACAUACACACGCCGGCCGAGGGGAAGAUAGCGUCCCUGCGGAGGUCUAUGGACGACCUGUCGCCGGUGUCAUACAUCCACAGGAGCAUCCCUAAUGAACUGCAUGGUAACUACAUCAGGCAAAUGGAGACCAAGGUCCUGGAGGAUGACAACAAGCAGCUUCUAUCACAGCAGUCUAAAAGUGGUGAUCUGAAGAGUCUGAGGAAGGGCUUCUACCACUCUGAGUCUCAGCUCUCACAGUACCAGCAAGACCCACUGCAGAAUGGCUCUGGUAGGUCCCCCAGUGGUAAGCCGUCCCCCCCAGCAGACUACCUCCCAGUGGGCCAGAAGCCAGAGGCUGUGGUCCAUGCCAUGAAGGUACUGGAGGUCCAUGAGAACCUGGAGAAGAAGAUCUCUGAAGACUACGACGAAGACCUCAGUGAGAAGGAGAAGGCCAUCGUCAGGGAGAUGUGUAAUGUGGUGUGGCGUAAACUAGGGGACGCUGCAGGAUCCAAGCCUUCCAUCCGCCAGCAUCUCUCUGGGAACCAGUUCAAAGGGCCCUUGUAGUCCUUAAGACCACAUUAACCAGCGCACAGCAGCACUCAGACGAGACAAACGGACAGACAGACAAAUGAACAACAACAACCAUGGACCCGCAGCACUGAGUGCACAAACAAGGGGCACAUCUCAAAUGACACCCUCCUAUUUUCUCAGCACUGUGUGACCGUGGCUAAAUGAUCCCCACAAACUCUAGCCUGAACCCAAACCUCUGUGCUUAGCCUCCCCUAACAUUGUCCCCUGGUGAAUAUAGGAAUGUAGGCUACACCUGACCUGGGUAGUGGGUACAGUCAAUCUCAGUUUAGAUCGGACAAAAUAGGCUGCGCCGAUGAAGGGUUAAAAACAGUGGUUGGCAAUCCUAUAGCCUCUGACCACGUUGGCUCUCAUUUUCUGUUUAUUUCAAGACAAUUGUACAUGUUGAAUGACACACCGUUCGUCAAUACCCAGCAGGUAAUCUAGUGCCCACGGCCAACGUUGGUUAUGGUGUCUUGUCAUUAAAGAGAAGGAAGAGGAGGAUAAACUGCCCCUUACAACCAGUCACUACACCUGAGCUACAGUACUUUACCUGACCCUCUGCCAUCUCCAACCAACGUCUGUUUUGGUGUUUGUAAAUGUUCACCUACCAAGUGUUCAAGACUGACAACCACUCCAGGACAAACCAUUCUACUAUUCUCAAGUCAAGGCCCUGAUAUGUUCUGUUCUUGCCUUUACUUCCAUUACUUUUCCAUUCAACAGCAACUGACUGGCAACUCCUUACAACAUAGAUGAGGACAAAUACUGGAAAUCACAUGAUGUCAUUUCCUUCAGUGUAGAAUCACAAGCCAUAGGUUUAUACAACGUGAAACCUAGCUGCUGUAGGAUGCUGUUUAAUAAUGUAGUCCUCUUUUGUCUGAGAUAAGUAUGUGUACAAAUGUAGACGGAAAUCCUUUCAAAGUGUUAAACUAAAUUCUAGCUCUAAAGUAGGUUGUUUAACAAAACGUAGUGCUAUUAUUUUACCUGUUGUUUUUAGUGUUCAUGUUUGUUUGUGCCUCAAAUGGCAUCCUAUUCUUUAUACCAACACUAUAUAGGGAAAAGGGUGACAUUUGGUAUGCACACUUUAUAACCAAGUACAGAAAGUGGCACACCGAGUGCAGUUGCAUAAAUGUACUCCCAAGGCAGAAAGCUUAUAGCCUGGGGGCCAGUCUGCUUAGCCACUCCUGAAAACUCCUUAUAGAACUGUCAUGACAAACAUGAUACAGUGACAGCAAUGGAGUUGGUAAAAGCACAAACAGUUCUGGGACCAGACUAGAAGGCUGUCAUACUAUUAACUGAAACAUGAACUCAAGGGAAGGUUACGGUUCAUGCCUAAUAUACUGUCGCUUCUGAUGAUUUAUCAUGGAUCAGAAAGUCAGACUCUUGCUAGAUGGAAGUGGGACUUUUCACUUACAAAUCUGCAGAUCUUAUAUAUGACAAUCGUUGAAACGGUUUGAAAACAACUUAUUUUGACCAGUCCUAAGUAUUCUCUAUGAGCUCUUGCCCAUUCAACCUCUGAAUGGCACACAUACACAAUCCAUGUCUCAAUUGUCUCAAGGCUUAUCCAUCUUUAACCUGUCUCCUCCCCUUCAUCUACACUGAUUGAAGUGGAUUUAACAACUGACAUCAAUAAGGGAUCAUAUCUUUCACCUGGAUUCACCUGGUUAGUCUAUGUCAUGGAAAGAGCAGGUGUUUUUAAUGUUUUGUACACUCAAUGCAUGUAUACUGAGUUCUCGGAGCUGGAUCCUAUGUAUACUUUAUAAGGUGUCUUAGCUGGCUCCUGUACAUUAUGACAUGUGUUAGGCCUGUGUAUGCUGUAUGAAGUCUCAUAGAUUAUCACUGUACAACCAGUCAGUCUAGCAAUCCUAGGCAAGUCUCAUACAAUUCUUAUGUAUGCUCAAUGAAGUCUCAUAGAUGAUCACUGUGCGUAAUUAAGUCUCCUAGGGUCCCUAUGUAUGCUGUGUGAAGUCUCAUAGAUGAUCACUGUGCGUAAUUAAGUCUCCUAGGGUCCCUAUGUAUGCUGUGUGAAGUCUCAUAGAUGAUCACUGUGCGUAAUUAAGUCUCCUAGGGUCCCUAUGUAUGCUGUAUGAAGUCUCAUAGAUGAUCACUGUGCGUAAUUAAGUCUCCUAGGGUCCCUAUGUAUGCUGUAUGAAGUCUCAUAGAUGAUCACUGUGCGUAAUUAAGUCUCCUAAGGUCCCUAUGUAUGCUGUAUGUAGUCUCAUAGGUGUCAUCUCUAUGUGAGGUCUUCCAGCGGAACUUCAGUGUACAAUACACUAUAUAGCUAAAUGAAGCUUCAUAGCUGUGUUCUAUACUCUACGGUGGCUCCUAGCCGAUUUCUGUGUAUUUGAGUCACCUCAGUAUUGUACGGGGUCUUUUAGGUGACAUUACCUAUAUAACACCGUCAUAAGACUGACACAAGACGUCAUUAAGAGUUUUAACAGACAGAUGUCAUUAGGAGUAAUAACAUCUAUGUAUAUCCUAAUCUCUUCUUUAUAGGGAGUUGUACAAUGCAGGUACAAUGAAUGAAGUGUCAUAGCUGUGCUGAGUUCUAUGUACAUGCAUAUGUUAGGCCAGUGAAUACUGUAUAUGAGCACUCAGAGUCUAUAUACUGUAGGAGUAAUAUUGGCUAGGUUGAGUUCUGAAUAGGCAGUUACAAACUGUGUUAAAAGAAACUUGCUGUAUUCUCAAGGAUUUGUGUUCUAAAAUCUGAACAAAAGGUUUGUUGUCAGAUUGGUAAAUUAUUCUGAAUUGAGUUUGACACAUUGUCAAUCUAUUUUGGGGUAUAAUAAAUGUAUACCCCAAUUGUUAUUAUACAGAAGGGUGUGUAUAAAUGUAUGUUUACACAAAAAAUAUUCUCAUUUUAUUGAUAGCAGAAGAGCGGCUGUGUUCAUCCCAAAUGGCACCCUAUAAAGUGCAUUACUUUUGACCAGAUCCUCUUUUUGCCCUGGUCAAAUGUAGUGCACUAAAUAGGGAAUAGACUACCAUUUGGGAUUAAUUUGCUGUGUUUCAGUGUGGAGGAGUCUGGAUGCAGCUGGCUGUGUGUCUGAUCUGACUUGUAACAUAGAAGAACUGUAUGAACAAAAUGAGCAGCAAAUCAACAAGGAAGAUAAAUGUCUUUGAAUUGAGGACUGCUAUAAAAUCAUUACUGUUCUGUACGGUGUUGUUGUUGUUGUAAUAGUUAGGCAUUGAUGACUAAGGAGUUUCAUAAUGGAAAAAAACGUACAAAUGCGUGUCUAUACACACACUCAGUCUUCACGAAUUAAAACUUUAGCAAAAGUUUUUUUUAACAGUCUACACGCAACUUACUAUAUGUUCAUUUGAAAGCACAAAGUUCGGAUUUAAAGUUUGACCAUUUUCCUUUUGUUACAUUCAAAUGCACUGCUUAUUUUCUGAAUAAGGCAUCUACGUGGAACCUGUGAUGAAAUUCUAUGUUCUCUUUUUUGCCUCUUUCACUGUGGUACACAGUUUACGUUGUAUCCUAGGAUAUGCACAGUUGAAGUUGUAUCCUAGGAUAUACACAGUUGAAGUUGUAUCCUAGGAUAUACACAGUUUAAGUUGUAUCCUAGGAUAUACACAGUUUAAGUUGUAUCCUAGGAUAUACACAGUUUAAGUUGUAUCCUAGGAUAUACACAGUUUAAGUUGUAUCCUAGGAUAUACACAGUUUAAGUUGUAUCCUAGGAUAUACACAGUUUAAGUUGUAUCCUAGGAUAUACACAGUUGAAGUUGUAUCCUAGGAUAUACACAGUUUAAGUUGUAUCCUAGGAUAUACACAGUUGAAGUUGUAUCCUAGGAUAUACACAGUUUAAGUUGUAUCCUAGGAUAUACACAGUUUAAGUUGUAUCCUAGGAUAUACACAGUGCUGUGUACAUAAAUACCUGCUGCUCCUGUAGCAUACCUGCAACCAGCCCGCCUAUGUUUUCCCACAACCUGUAUGUAGCUGAAAAUGUAUAUUUUAGCAAAUUGUAAAAUGUGAAAAUUGAAAUAAGCUGCUUUUAUAUGAUUUUGAAAUAAAAAUUGAGUUUAAGUUUUAAACCCUCA
Oncorhynchus nerka (sockeye salmon) is the source of this 5916-nucleotide messenger RNA. Its product is annotated as coiled-coil domain-containing protein 85C-A-like. The transcript has 5 exons. Gene Ontology annotation, cellular component: apical junction complex. The record is from RefSeq and is a predicted model, not a curated record. The coding region runs from base 730 to 1875 and encodes 381 amino acids. Lineage: Eukaryota; Metazoa; Chordata; Actinopteri; Salmoniformes; Salmonidae.